AUGCCGCAACAGAUACUUCCAGCUCCGCCAUCUUCUUCUGACGGCUUCUCUCAACAGCCAGUGGCCAUGGAGUCACAUACUUCGCAUCCUCAAGGCUCUAUGAGCCCAGAACAAAGCUUUGCCGGCUACUCUUACUCAACUCGAUACUCUACUCCUGUUCGUGACGAUGACUCUUCUGUGUAUGAGCCAUCAACUGUCUAUUCUCAAAGAAGUGAUGUUUCGUUUCAAGGCUAUGCUGGAGGUCUAGGUAUCACAAGCAACCCUUAUGGUCCUUUGCCCGAUGAGAUCGGCUACAAUAACCAUCUCCCGUACACUCCGGAAGCGUCACCUUCAGCACCUUGCUCAUUUAGCGACGCAAUUACUACUCGCAGUGGUCUCAAUAUCGCUAAGAAAUCGCUUACCACACGAUCACCAGCAGUCAAAACUGGUCGAGUUCAGAAGAGAAGCCGUGCAGAGAAAUCCAAGAAUGCCACUAACAUGCUUUCAAAACCGCUUUCCGAAGCUGCCAGAGACUUUCCCGAUAUUCACGUUGCUGACAUCGAGGCCUUUGUCAGUCGGUCAACUGAAGAGAGACUAUCGGAAACUUCGCGUAACAAAAAAGCUGGUCAGAUCAAACGUCCCAUGAAUGCUUUUAUGCUAUACCGAAAGGCGUACCAGGAAGUCGCUAAGACGCAAUGUUCUCAAAACAACCACCAGCAUGUCUCAAAAGUCUGCGGUGCCGCAUGGGUUUUGGAGCCAGCGCAAAUCAAGGAGAAUUUUGAUCAAUGGGCAAGAAUAGAGCGUGUGAACCAUCAGCGCGCACAUCCCGGAUACAAGUUCACACCCUCGAAGCCACGAAAGACCAAACGUGAUGGGGAUGGCAAUGACGACUAUUCAGACAACGACUCAGACUGGAACGCCGGACGUGCCCGGAAGUCCAGAUUCCGCCAUGCUACACGACUAAGCGAGACACCAGUCGCCUACGAUGCUGCGGGUAAUGCGAUCGGAGAGCCAGCCGUGCCAUCUUACCAUGACAUGUAUGCCUACCCGGCUCUAGGUCGGCCUCAUUCACUGCCAUACGAUGAUAUCGCACCCAGCUCCUUUGAUAUGGGCAUUUGUCAGUACAGUGGACUCAAUAUCAACGGCGAAGUGAUCAGCAGAACCCCUUCUCCUGGUGCCAUCGACUACCCUGUACAUGGGCUUGAUGGAUUCGCCAACUACUACGGACCGCCUGGAUCAAGUUUUGACAAUGCCGCUCCCCAUCUCUUUGGACCUGCGCAGUACGAUGUUUAUGAUGAGAUCCCUGCCAGCGUCCCUUUUGACCAAGAAGGCUGGAUGUCUCACAUGGAAAGUGGUCAAGACCUGAUGCCAGUCAUGGGGGGCUACGAAGACACCAUAGCACAAGACGUAUACUUGAAGGGAAGCAAAGACGAUUGGAAAGUCGAAAUCAUGGACGAGCCUGGUCACUUCGAGGAUUGGUAUGCACAGACCGAGCAGGGGCUCCAGUGA
Molecule: messenger RNA, 1488 nt
Organism: Fusarium verticillioides 7600
Lineage: Eukaryota; Fungi; Ascomycota; Sordariomycetes; Hypocreales; Nectriaceae
Exons: 3
Coding region: 1-1488 (495 amino acids)
Biological process (GO): regulation of transcription by RNA polymerase II
Cellular component (GO): nucleus
Molecular function (GO): RNA polymerase II cis-regulatory region sequence-specific DNA binding; DNA-binding transcription factor activity, RNA polymerase II-specific
Source: RefSeq, a predicted model, not a curated record